Molecule: messenger RNA, 2390 nt
Organism: Pogona vitticeps (central bearded dragon)
Lineage: Eukaryota; Metazoa; Chordata; Lepidosauria; Squamata; Agamidae
Gene: CORO1B
Product: coronin 1B
Biological process (GO): actin filament organization; cell migration
Molecular function (GO): actin filament binding
Source: RefSeq, a predicted model, not a curated record
CUGCUGCUGCGGCUCCUUGACUUCUCCGGUGGUAGGGAGGACCUGUUUUUGCGAGGCUCGGGUAGUUCCUUAAUCGCCAGGUCCCGGGUGUAGACCUCGGUCAUGUCCUUCCGGAAGGUUGUGCGCCAGAGCAAAUUCCGCCAUGUUUUUGGGCAGCCAGUCAAGAACGACCAGUGCUACGAUGACAUCCGGGUGUCGCGAGUCACUUGGGACAGCACCUUUUGUGCUGUCAACCCAAAGUUUGUGGCAGUGAUUGUAGAGGCCAGUGGAGGAGGGGCUUUCAUGGUGCUCCCCCUGCAGAAGACUGGGCGCAUUGAUAAGUCCUAUCCUACGGUCUGUGGUCACACAGGCCCAGUUUUGGACAUCGACUGGUGCCCACACAAUGAUCACAUCAUUGCCAGUGGCUCCGAGGACUGUACCAUUAUGAUAUGGCAGAUCCCAGAGAAUGGGCUGACUUUGCCUCUGACUGAGCCCGUGGUAGUUCUAGAAGGACACUCAAAGCGUGUGGGCAUCAUCACUUGGCAUCCAACGGCCCGCAAUGUCCUUUUGAGUGCAGGCUGUGAUAAUGUCGUCAUUGUGUGGAACGUGGGCACAACUGAAGAACUUUACCGACUCGAUGAUCUGCAUCCUGACCUCAUUUAUAACGUUUGCUGGAACCGCGAUGGCAGCCUUUUCUGCUCAGCCUGCAAAGACAAGAGCGUCCGCAUCGUGGACCCCCGCCGAGGGCAGGUGGUUGUGGAGAAGGAGAGGGCCCAUGAAGGAGCACGGCCCAUGAGGGCCAUUUUCCUGGCUGACGGGAAGAUUUUCACCACAGGCUUCAGCCGUAUGAGUGAGCGGCAGUUGGCACUCUGGGACCCGGAAAACCUGGAGGAGCCGAUGGCAUUGCAGGAGCUGGACUCGAGCAAUGGGGCCCUUCUUCCCUUCUAUGACCCUGACACCAAUGUUGUCUAUGUCUGUGGCAAGGGAGAUUCAAGCAUCCGCUACUUUGAGAUCACGUCGGAAGCGCCCUACAUCCACUUCCUGAACACCUUCACUAGCAAAGAGCCACAGCGAGGCAUGGGAUGGAUGCCCAAACGGGGUCUGGAUGUCAACAAGUGUGAGAUUGCCAGGUUUUACAAACUUCAUGAGCGCAAGUGUGAACCCAUUAUUAUGACAGUGCCAAGAAAGUCAGAUCUGUUCCAGGAUGACUUGUAUCCAGAUACAGCUGGUCCAGAGCCUGCCAUGGAAGCUGAGGAGUGGGUGGCUGGGAAGAUGGCACCACCCAUCCUCAUCUCUUUGCGUGAAGCCUAUGUGCCCACAAAGCAGCGGGACUUCAAAGUCAACCGGAGGACCUUGCUGCACGAGAGCCGGCCCGCGGCCACCCCCAGCGCCGGGCUGAGUGCCACACACCCCAGUGCCAUGUCUCAGUCUGCUGCCGCACCUGCCAUUAGCGUCAGCAGCACUGCCAGUGGGGAUGGAGGAGGGCAGAUCACUGAAGAGGUGCUCCGUGAGGUGGCGUCGCUGCGAGCGCUGGUGGCUGCCCAGGGGGAGCGCAUCGCACGGCUAGAGGAGCAGCUGAGCCGCAUGGAGAACGGUGACGUCUAAGGGAACUUUCCCCACCGAGGAGGCCUCACCAACAUAGAUCUUCAUACCCACUUCAUCUUUAUUUUUUAUUUUUUUUGAGCUGCCAGUCAUCCCUUGACACUGCCUCAUCCUUUGCCCUGUGAUGUGAGACAGGGACUUGCCCUCUCUUGCUGCUACUGGGGAUUUUUCUUGGGUCUUUGUCCUGGACCAAAUCUCCUCUUCCUGUUGUUAUUGUUAUAAAGGGCAAUAUGCUGGCCUCCCCAUGUCUGCCCCUUUGCCUUACUCCCCAGGGUCCCUCUCCCCUCUCCUGUUUCCAUGGUUGGCAUUGGCCUGUGUGCCCUUUGGUGGAUCUCAGGGCUGACUGAUGCUUCAGGCUCGUAUGCCUAUGCCUUCCACUGAGGAGAAGAAGGCUGGGGCAUUCCUGCCCAGCCUCUUCUGGCAUGUGGGUUUGGUUGUUAGAAGCUAGUGCCUCCUAUGACUCCGAGCUGAGGGAGGCUACGCGUCUUUUUUUCUCCCCCUUUUCCCUAUUAGGACCACUAAGAUCCCACUGAGGAUUCUUCCACUUCCUUGCCUGCACUUACUUUAUUUCUACAAAAAGACCACAGAGAUUACGACAGAAGUCAGACUGAAAAAAAUAAACCCUGCUAACCAGUCACAGCCCAAAACCUGUGGUGUCUAGGACCACUUCUUCCCCGACUCCCUCUUCAGCCCUUCAAAAUAGCAGGCUAUGACGAAACUUUAAAAAAAAAUGGCGGGAGGAGGGGGGGAAACUGUUCAGGAUCAAUAUCUAUAUUUUCAUUCCAAAUAAAUGUCUUUAUAAAGCCACA